This is a messenger RNA of Sarcophilus harrisii (Tasmanian devil), 8046 nucleotides long. It is a transcript of the gene ASTN1, whose product is annotated as astrotactin 1. Gene Ontology annotation, biological process: neuron migration; neuron cell-cell adhesion. NCBI's taxonomy places the organism in Eukaryota, Metazoa, Chordata, Mammalia, Dasyuromorphia, Dasyuridae. The transcript is spliced from 23 exons. The record is from RefSeq and is a predicted model, not a curated record. Bases 662 to 4570 code for a protein of 1302 amino acids. Gene Ontology annotation, molecular function: protein binding.
GAGAAGAGGAAUGUUUAGAUACUAAAAUAAACUGGAGAGGGUCAUCAAAAAUCAUAUUCAUGGUUCAUUUCAAAAAUGUCCUUUAAGGAGUGAGUGAGUGUGUGUGUGUGUGUGUGUGUGUGUGUGUGCUUGCGCGCUUCGCCUCCACCUAGUCCACUGAGCCAUCUGAAUGAUGCCAGGGGAAGAUUUUGCAUUGCAAAGUCUGAUUGGAAAAAAAAAAAAAAAGCACCAAUUCAGGUAGUUAAUAGCGGAGUGGGUGCUAGAGCUGGGGAGAUGCGAAGGAGAAGGAGCAGCCCAAGCCGUCAGCUCGGGGGGCUGACCUGAUUCUCUGAAAUCCUUAGCUCGCUUUCUCCUUCCUCUCGCCUGCCUUCCCCCUUUCGGGUCUUUGCUGUCCCCCCGUGUUUUCCCUUUUUAGUGCUCGCAGCCCUGAAAACAAAGAAAUCCGGCUCCGGGUGCAUCGGGGCUCAGGCGGUGAGUGCACCUCACCAGGGAGGCAAGCGGGCUACUGCUCUCCUACCCCUGGACUAAGGCUUUCCCCGCUCGGGGUCCACAUCUCCUCCCAAACCCCCCACCCUCCUCCCCUCCCUCCCUCCAUCCCUCCCUUCGCUUCCCUUCCUCCCCCACCAUCUCAGCGCUGGGAGGAAGGCGAACGACGCUCAAGAUGGCUUUAGCCCGGCUCUGCGCCCUGCUCGCCUGCUGCUGGAUGCCGGCGGCUGUGCUGGCUACCGCCGCCGCCGCCGCGGCCGGCGGAGGAGGAGGAGACGGGGACCCAUCCAAGGAGCUGGAGUGCAAGCUGAAAAGCAUCACAGUGUCGGCGCUGCCCUUCCUGCGGGAGAACGACCUCAGCAUCAUGCACAGCCCCUCGGCCUCCGAGCCCAAGCUCCUGUUCUCGGUGCGCAAUGACUUCCCCGGGGAAAUGGUGGUUGUGGACGACCUGGAAAACACAGAACUCCCCUACUUCGUGCUGGAAAUCUCAGGGAACACAGAAGACAUCCCUUUAGUGCGCUGGCGGCAGCAGUGGCUGGAGAAUGGCACUCUACUCUUCCAUAUCCAUCACCAGGAUGGUGCUCCAAGCCUUCCAGGCCUUGACCCAACAGAAGAGCCUCAGAGUGAAUCAGCUGAAGAGGAGUUAAGGAUUCUCCACAUCUCUGUCAUGGGGGGUAUGAUCGCUCUGCUGCUCUCCAUCCUGUGCUUAGUAAUGAUCCUCUAUACUCGCCGACGCUGGUGUAAACGGCGACGUGUACCCCAGCCUCAGAAAAGCGCCAGUGCAGAGGCAGCUAAUGAGAUCCACUACAUCCCUUCAGUCCUCAUUGGUGGCCAUGGUCGUGAAAGCCUGCGGAAUGCACGGGUACAGGGUCACAAUUCCAGUGGCACCCUGAGCAUUCGAGAGACCCCUAUCCUGGAUGGUUAUGAGUAUGACAUCACAGACCUGAGACAUCACCUGCAACGGGAGUGCAUGAAUGGAGGGGAAGACUUUGCCAGUCAGGUGACCCGGACUCUGGAUUCUCUCCAGGGCUGCAAUGAGAAGUCGGGGAUGGACCUCACACCAGGAAGUGACAAUGCCAAACUGUCCCUGAUGAACAAAUACAAAGACAACAUCAUCGCCACCAGCCCUGUGGAUGCCAACCACCAGCAGGCGACCCUCCUGUCCCACACUUCCAGCAACCAAAGAAAACGGAUCAAUAACAAAGCUCGAGCUGGAUCUGCCUUCCUGAACCCUGAAGGAGAUUCAGGUACAGAAGCAGAUAAUGACCCCCAGCUGACUUUUUACACAGAUCCCUCUCGCAGCAGAAGGCGGAGCAGAGUGGGUUCUCCAAGAAGUCCUGUGAACAAGACCACUCUGACUCUUAUCAGCAUCACCAGCUGUGUGAUUGGUCUUGUCUGCUCAUCCCAUAUGAGCUGUCCGCUCAUUGUCAAAAUCACCCUUCAUGUUCCUGAGCACCUGAUUGCAGAUGGGAGCCGCUUUAUCUUACUGGAGGGCAGCCAACUAGAUGCCAGUGACUGGCUAAAUCCUGCCCAAGUGGUACUCUUCUCGCAGCAGAACUCCAGUGGGCCCUGGGCCAUGGAUCUUUGUGCCCGACGGCUCCUGGAUCCCUGUGAACAUCAAUGCGACCCAGAAACUGGGGAAUGCCUUUGCUAUGAAGGAUACAUGAAAGAUCCAGUACAUAAGCAUCUCUGUAUUCGGAACGAAUGGGGCACAAACCAGGGGCCUUGGCCUUAUACAAUAUUUCAGAGAGGAUUUGAUUUGGUUUUAGGAGAGCAGCCUUCAGAUAAGAUAUUCAGGUUUACCUAUACUCUAGGAGAGGGAAUGUGGCUGCCUCUAAGCAAGAGUUUUGUGAUUCCACCUGCAGAACUGGCCAUCAACCCUUCGGCUAAGUGCAAGACAGAUAUGACCGUAAUGGAGGAUGCAGUGGAGGUCAGAGAAGAGCUGAUGACCUCAUCCUCCUUUGACAGCUUGGAAGUUCUCUUGGAUUCAUUUGGACCCGUCAGGGAUUGCACCAAGGACAAUGGGGGCUGUAGCAAGAAUUUCAGGUGCAUCUCAGAUCGCAAGUUGGACUCCACUGGUUGUGUGUGCCCAUCAGGACUGAGUCCCAUGAAGGAUGGUACCGGUUGCUAUGAUCGCCAUAUUGGAGUUGACUGUUCUGAUGGAUUCAACGGGGGCUGUGAGCAGCUAUGUCUCCAGCAGAUGGCACCAUUUCCAGAUGAUCCUUUGCUAUAUAACAUCCUCAUGUUCUGUGGGUGUAUAGAGGAUUACAAGCUUGGUGUGGAUGGGCGCUCUUGCCAGCUGAUUACUGAGACUUGCCCAGAGGGCACCGAAUGUGGGGAAGGUCGGGAGCUUCCUAUGAACCAGACUCUGUUUGGAGAGAUAUUUUUUGGCUACAACAAUCACUCCAAGGAAGUGGCACCUGGACAAGUGCUGAAAGGAACAUUCAGGCAGAACAAUUUUGCUCGAGGCUUAGAGCAACAGCUGCCAGAUGGCCUAGUAGUGGCCACUAUCCCUCUGGAGAAUCAGUGCCUGGAGGAGAUCACAGAGCCCACACCAGAUCCAGAGUUCCUGACAGGAAUGGUGAACUUUAGUGAAGUAUCUGGGUACCCUCUACUACAACACUGGAAAGUCCGUUCUGUGAUGUAUCAUAUCAGGCUCAAUCAAGCGACCAUCUCCCAGGCUCUCAGCAAUGCCCUCCAUUCUCUGGAUGGAGCUACCUCUCGGGGAGAUUUUGUAGCCUUACUUGACCAGUUUGGCAAUCAUUACAUCCAGGAGGCUGUAUAUGGCUUUGAAGAAUCCUGCUCCAUCUGGUACCCAAACAAGCAGGUUCAGCGGCGGCUCUGGCUAGAGUAUGAGGACAUCAGUAAAGGAAACUCCCCCUCAGAUGAAUCGGAGGAGAGGGAACGGGACCCUAAAAUGCUCACAUUCCCAGAAUAUAUCGCCAGCCUGUCUGAGUCGGGCACCAAGCGCAUGGCGGCUGGAGUCCGCAUGGAGUGCCAGAGCCGAGGCCGGUGCCCUUCAUCCUGCCCACUGUGUCAUGUGACUGCCAGCCCCGAUUUGCCUGCUGAGCCAAUUCUUCUGGAGGUUACCAAGGCAGCUCCCAUCUAUGAACUGGUUACAAACAACCAGACACAGCGGUUGUUGCAGGAAGCCACCAUGAGCUCACUCUGGUGUUCAGGAACCGGGGAUGUCAUCGAGGAUUGGUGUCGGUGUGAUUCCAGUGCAUUUGGGGCAGAUGGCCUCCCCACUUGUGCUCCUCUUCCUCAACCUGUACUCCGGCUCUCCACAGUUCAUGAGCCUAGCAGCACACUGGUGGUACUGGAGUGGGAACACUCAGAGCCACCAAUAGGAGUACAGAUUGUGGAUUACCUCAUGCGUCAGGAGAAAGUCACAGACAGGAUGGACCAUUCCAAAGUGGAGACAGAAACAGUGUUGAGUUUCAUUGAUGACAUCAUCUCUGGAGCAAAGUCCCCCUGUGCCAUGCCAUCUCAGGUGCCUGACAAGCAGUUCAACACCAUCUCUCUGAUUAUCCGUUGCCUGGAACCUGACACCACCUAUAUGUUUACCCUGUGGGGAGUGGACAACACAGGACGACGUUCCAGACCAAGUGAUGUGAUAGUGAAGACCCCCUGUCCAGUAGUAGAUGACGUGAAAGCCCAAGAAAUAGCAGAUAAGAUCUACAAUCUCUUCAAUGGCUAUACCAGUGGGAAGGAACAACAGACUGCAUAUAACACCCUCUUAGAUCUCGGCUCUCCAAGUCUCCACCGAGUCCUCUAUCAUUAUAAUCAACAUUACGAGAGUUUUGGAGAAUUCACUUGGAGAUGUGAAGAUGAAUUAGGCCCCAGGAAAGCUGGACUCAUCCUCUCCCAACUUGGAGACCUCAGCAACUGGUGCAAUGGCCUCCUCCAGGAACCCAAGAUAAGCUUGCAACGCACCUCACUCAAAUACUUGGCUUGCCGCUAUAGGGAGAUCAAGCCUUAUGGACUAGAGUGGUCUGAGCUUAGCCGAGACCUCAAGAAAACCUGUGAGGAGCAAACACUCAGUGUCCUGUACAAUGAUUAUGGCGAUAACAAAGAUAACUAGAGCUUCAAGGGACCUGCAGGGCAAGACUGAACAGGAGGGAGGAAGGGCUUUCUGGUUGGUUUCUUGAUUAAACUUUUUUUUUUCUAAUGGACUACUGAAACCUCCAAAGGCAAAAUAAUGUAAACCAAGGAGACAUAUUCACUGCUCUCUGCAGGACUUCUUUGGUAUGAAAUUCUUCUUCAGCAUGACAUUGUCAGCCUGAGGUUUCAUAUGAUACUCUUUUCCUUUGAGGGAUUUCUUUAAAAUUUUUAUUGUUGUUGUUGAUUUGCUUCUCUCACUUUUCUAAGAGUUUCAUCAAACUGCUCUAUGCUUCAGGUGAAAAACCUAUCAUGCACAAGCUUUCCUUUCUCCAUCUGUAUGAAGCCUAUACUGCUCACUCUGUCUCCCUCCCAUUUCACAUUCAGAGGGAUAUACUCAGAAGAAGGGCUGAGACUUUAAUCCAUUAGACUUGCCAAGCAUAUAAAGUCUCUAAUGUGGUAUAGAAGUGUUAACUAUGACAAAAAAAAAUAGAUUGAAUUCACCCACUACGGAGCUCCUGAUUUUCACAAAGGUGCCAAUGGAGUGAGAGUGGGACACCUAAUAGCCACCUCCUUCAUCCCUCGUUCAUUCCCAGUUAAACAGAUUAUAAGUGAGCCAUACCUAUAGAAUUGGGGUUACACCAAAAAGAAACCUCAUCUGGAGGGAGGGCUUUUGCCCCUUUUUCUUUUUAUUUCCUCUGUCUCAUGGAUACAUUAGGAAUUUUAAGCGUCUUUCUCUUUCAAGGUGAAAACUGCCAUCAUUUUCAUGUAUCAUAUAUAGAAGGAGAUCUUCAAAAAUUUCCAGAACAUCUGGUCAUUUUUUUUUCUGCAUCCAAGAAGGACUAAAAGUAAAUGUCCUUGUUCAAGGGGAUCUUUUUUUCCAAUUCCCUGGUAAGGGGGAAGUGAAUUCUCUACCUUCUCCCCCUUCAGAUAGAUUUUCUUAUCUAUGAAAUUAUCCCUUUUCCACAAGGGAAGAAAAGUUGAAGCAAAAAACAAUGACUUCUCCUGAUUAUCUCUAACCUGAAUCUUUACAAGCCAGAGAUAAAUCUAUUUGUUUUGACAUUUUGUCCAUAGAAGGUCAAGUUACCAGGUUUUCCUUAGUCUCUUCACCAUGCCCAUUCCUACGUAGAUACACUGUGUUCACCUGAUAAUCAUCAUUUGAUUCCUUUAUGUUGGCGUCUUAGCUUGCAAAAUGCCCAUAAGAAAGUUUCUUAUUCUGUUACCCUCCCCCCCCCCACUAAUCUUGUUACAUUAUUCAACUAGUCUUGCAAUUUUUUUCUUUUCAUGACCCUUCACCGGUUAGGAACUCCAGUGAAGGUGUCCUCCCCACUGCAAAUUGGGGCUAGGUAAUCUAGAAAUGCAUUGUGCAAGUUCAAGGGUUGUCAUGCUGUCUAUAAGAAUGGGUUUUACUGUGCAUUUUCACCAGUGACCCCAUAAGAAGAAAUUCAGUUUAUUUUGUCUCUUUCAGCUACCACCCCAAAUGUUCAAGCCCACUUCAAGCUUCACUGCCUUUCACUAUCUUACUCCUUAUUUGAAAAAAAAAAAAACAAAGGGGAUAUGGAAAGAGGAAUGGAAGUUUGAUGAGGUUCAGAAUUGAAUUAAGCUAGACUUUAACUUUUGUGAGAGCAGUUAAGGAGAUAUGUUCACUCACCCUCCAAAUUUGAAAUCCAGGUGAUUCUAGAAAUAUGUUCCACACAGGGUGAUUCUCAGGGCAUUGCCACAGCUUUCAUGGAGAUCAGCCCAAGACUUAUCUUCUAGGUAAUGUUCUCCUGAGGCUCCUUAGGAGGUACAUCAUUAGUCCUCCAUCAUUUCAUGACUCACAAAUAUGUGUCAUUGUUCUGGUGGCACCAGUCCUAUAGGUAUUUCUAUGAUUCCACUUAUAUAUCUAUAAUUUGAAUUUAAGCUGGCCCUUUCUUCUUUAAAAGGAAACCCAUGAUAAGGGGGAGUUUGCAUUCUGUGUUCAAAGAAAUAAAUGUGUUAUCCCUUGUAUUUUCUGAAGGCCAGCCUUCCACCUCUGCAUGGGGAACAGAGCUGGCUCUUACUCUAGUGGAUGUACUUGGGGGAUCUCUGGGAAUCUAUUACCAUGGCUAACAGAGGACUCUCUUCAUUAGCACUUCCCCUACAUUAGUACACAACCCUAAGGUGAAAUGUUGAGGUUUUUACAAGAUCCUUCUUUUUACUUGCUCGCUCCAUCAACAAUUUCUGAUGAGAGUAACAAUAUUUAAUUAAUAAUAAUAGUAAUAAAAAGUAGGCAUGAGAGCAGAAUUGGGAUGGGAUGGGGGAAUUGUCUUUGCAGUGGCUCACUGGCUUUGCCUCCUUUUCCUCUGGAAAAAAAAAUGUUUGAAUGCUAACACCAGUAUCUUCCCACCUUGCAAUGAGUAUGCUGAUGGGCCUUGGAGAAAAGUGAAUUAUAUCAUUAUCCUGGAAUUUUGUCCUUUCUCUGUUUUUGAUUUUGUUGUAUUGCCUUCCUCCCUUUCUAUUUCUUCCUUUCUUUCCCCCCUUUAUAUAUAUAUAUAUAUUCCUUGUCUCUGAUUGCCUUCCUUCUUUUUUCAUCCUCUCUCAUUCUCCUUUUUCCCUACUUACUUCCUAACCCAUUCUUCCCUAAAUACCCUUGUUUAUUUUAUUUUCACAAUCCUUUCUUUUAAUGAGUGUCCAUAGGAUCCCCUUACUCUAUUUCCCUCUACUCUAUCCCUAUGCUUUUCUCUUUACCUUGGUCUUGGUCCCAUGCUAUCACCAUUGACCCUCAAGAUAUAAAAGAGGGUCCUAAAAGAACAGGGGCAUCUUUAGGAGAGAUGAGCAAUAUUGUUGGAGUAUAGUCCUAUCAUCACUAGCUGGCAUGCAAUGAAGUUACCGCAAGGAUUCCCUUAUAGCUAGAAGUUGAUAGUGGUACCUUUUCAGUGUUAAGUCUCCCAAACUAAUCAGACUUUUAAGGAGCUCCUUUCCCUCCCCUCCCCUCUCUUACUGUUUUCUCCUGUUCUCUCCUCUCCUCUUCUCCCAUUUUCCAGAUUGCCAAAUUAAUCAGUCCUUUGGAAGUUCCCUUCCUUUCCGAUCCCUCCUCCUCUCUUCUCCUCCCUCUCCUCCCUCCCCCUCUCUUUCCCGCUUCCCUUCUACUGGGGAAGAUGUUCUCAUAAAGCAAACUUCUUCUGGUGUUCCCCCUUGAAGCAAACAUGUAUCACUCUCUAAUAGCCUCAUGAUUUUUAACUCACCAUUCAGUUAUUUUCUUUGGAGAUUGGUCCAUUCACUAUUUUUUGGUUAACAAUUGAAAACCACCACUACACUUCUUGCUAUUCAGAUGAUCUAUUAAGAAAUCUAGUGUGAGAAAUACCUUACUGCUGUAGAUGGGAUGAAAGAACACCAUGUGACCAACUUCAGGUAUUACAGUAUUACUUAAAAAAUAUUGUACAAUUGUUUUAAAAAAUAUGGGAAAAAGUUAACUAAAUAUUAAACAAGCUGUUAGUA